CCGAGGUUGUUCAGGAAGGAAAAGCUUCACAGCAUUCCGAAAUACGAAACUGAUUCCCAUGGAAACAUCCUCAUCCUCUGAUGACAGUUGUGACAGUUUUGGUUCUGAUAAUUUUGCGAACACGAAAUGCAAGUUUAGGUCGGAUAUUAGAGAAGAACUGGCAAAAAUUUUUCACGAAGCCUCUGAUGAUGAAUCCUUCUGUGGCUUUUCAGAAAAUGAGAUUCAAGAUGCAUUGAAACUGGAAUCAGAUUCAGAGGAGAAUGAUACAAGUGCUGAAAGUGAGGUAGCUCAGAGAAGGCGGAAAUGCCCUAUUCCUCUAAAAGUAGCCAUGAAAUUUCCACCUCGAAGAUCAGAGAGGAGGAAGGGCGAGAUGGAACCUCUUCCUGAAAAGCUGAUGCCUGCUCCAGAUUCAGACUCUGACUCUGAAGAAAAGGGUGCCAUGUUUUUAGAAAAAAGAGCUUUGAACAUAAAGGAAAAUAAAGCAAUGCUUGCAAAACUAAUGGCUGAGUUACAAAAUGUUUCUGGUAUCUUUGGUGGGAGAAAAUCAUUGCCAGCUGUCAGUCAUGGACCAAAGCGACUUCCAAGACAUAUGUUACCCAGAAGUGCCUUGAGGAGGAACCCAGACCGAAGUUCUCGGCCUCAUACAAGAUCCAGGUCCUUGAUUGAAGGCCCUCCUACUCCUUUACCAGAAGAGGAAGAUGAUGACCGGUAUAUCUUAGUGAGAAGAAGAAAGAUGUCUGAUGAAUACCUGGAGCAUGAAGCCCGAACUCCCAGGAGGGGUCACCGUGGUGCCAUGGCUUUUCCACACAUUGUGCGCCCAGUUGAGGAGAUCACAGUGGAAGAGCUGAAUAAUAUUUGUGGAUCUGCAAGAGAUAAAGUAUAUAACAGGGCCAUGGGAUCCACCUGUCAUCAGUGUCGCCAAAAAACCAUAGACACGAAGACAAAUUGUCGUAACCCUGAUUGCAUAGGAGUACGGGGCCAAUUCUGUGGGCCAUGCCUCCGCAACAGGUAUGGGGAAGAUGUCAGAACGGCGUUGCUGGAUCCGAACUGGAGGUGCCCACCAUGUCGUGGAAUCUGCAACUGUAGCUUCUGCAGACAGCGAGAUGGCCGAUGUGCUACAGGUGUCCUGGUCUAUCUGGCCAAGUACCAUGGCUAUGACAAUGUCCAUGCCUACUUGAAAAGUCUGAAACAAGAACUUGGAAUGGAAGACUGAAGCUGUGACUGCCUUGAAAUUACAUACUCUUUCAGCAAUGUCAUAUUAUCGCCUACAGUGAAUUGUUUAAUCAAAUGAGAUUACAAAGCCAGUGCCUGUGUUCCCUCCCCUUUUGGGUAAAAAAGGAUAAAGAACUU
Messenger RNA from Phaethon lepturus (White-tailed tropicbird), 1350 nucleotides. RefSeq names its product cell division cycle associated 7 (gene CDCA7). The transcript has 9 exons. Gene Ontology annotation, biological process: regulation of DNA-templated transcription. NCBI's taxonomy places the organism in Eukaryota, Metazoa, Chordata, Aves, Phaethontiformes, Phaethontidae. Bases 59 to 1213 code for a protein of 384 amino acids. The record is from RefSeq and is a predicted model, not a curated record. Gene Ontology annotation, cellular component: nucleus.